UUGCUGUUAAGUAGGUUCGAAAAUUCAGAACAAAGUCCUCUUGCAUUAAUUUGCAUGCAGUUUUAUCAUUAGGAACUUGAGUGAUAGCAUGAGAUUUCCUUGAGUUAAUUUAAAAAUUACGUUUUUAAAUGUUUACGUCAGCAUAAAGUUUACGAAGCUAAUUCUGAUAUAAUCAUAUAAAAAGAAUCAUUUGAAUUUUCUCAAAGAUAUUCAAUAAAAGCAAUCUAGACCUUUACAUUCUGUAAAUAAAUUAAUUCAGAAUAAAGAAGAAAUCAUGCAGUGUGUAAAAUCUUUUGGUAGCUGCUAUGCAGCGAUGAGAAAUUAUGGGAGACGUGGCAUCGCUUCCAUUUCAGAGCUUCCAGAUGUGUAUCAAAUGUUGCAUAAAACAUGCAGAGAUUUUACAGAAGGGGAACUAAAGCCUAUUGCUGCAAAAAUAGACAGAGAGCAUUUAUAUCCCAAGGAUCAAAUUAAAAAAAUGGGAGAAUUAGGUCUCAUGGCAAUAAGUAUUCCAGAAUCUCUCGGAGGAACUGGUUUGGAUUACCUAGCAUAUGCGAUAGCACUGGAAGAGAUAUCCAGAGGUUGUGCUAGCGCCGGUGUCAUAAUGAGUGUGAACAACUCGUUAUAUUUGGGUCCAAUUGAAAAAUUUGGUAGCCAAAAGCAAAAGGAAAAGUAUAUCACUAACUUUACAAAGGGUGACUCGAUCGGGUGCUUUGCUUUAAGCGAGCCAGGAAAUGGUUCCGAUGCUGGUGCAGCGAGCACUACAGCGAAACUAGAUGGAAACAACUACAGCGUUAAUGGAACUAAGACGUGGAUAACAAAUGGCUUCGAGGCUAGUGCUACCGUUGUAUUUGCUACUACCGAUAAAAGCCAAAAGCAUAAAGGUAUAAGUGCACUAAUAGUGGACAAACCGACGAAAGGACUGUCGCUUGGCAAGAAGGAGGACAAGUUAGGGAUACGAGGGAGCAGUACCUGUGCCUUGAUAUUCGAAGACUGUCAAGUUCCUGCAGAAAAUCUCCUCGGUGAUCCAGGAAUGGGCUUCAAAAUAGCCAUGAUGACUCUAGAUGCAGGCAGAAUAGGCAUCGCGAGUCAAGCCUUAGGUAUCGCACAAGCAUCACUCGAUUGUGCCAUGGACUAUGCGUCAAAACGUAUUGCAUUCGGUGCUCCAAUUAUAAAAUUGCAAUCGAUACAAAAUAAAAUUGCUGACAUGGCCUUAAAAUUGGAGGGUUCUCGGCUUCUCACAUGGAGAGCGGCUCAAUUGAAAGAUGCCAGGAAACCAUUUACCAAGGAAGCUGCAAUGGCUAAAUUAUCUGCAUCGGAAGCUGCAACAUUUUGUGCACAUCAAUGCAUCCAAAUAUUAGGAGGAAUGGGUUACGUCUCCGAUAUGCCUGCGGAACGUCAUUAUAGAGAUGCGCGUAUAACUGAAAUUUAUGAAGGAACCUCUGAAAUUCAGAGGCUAGUGAUCGCAGGAAAUCUUGUCAAAGAAUACGGACUGAAUUAAUAUCAACAGAUAUCCAGGGUAAUAGAAAAAGAUUUUAUGAUAUUCAUAACAAGGUUUAGUUUUACUAAAAACAAAAGAUCUACUGUCAUGGAAUAAGUCAUUCGAUUGCUCUAUCGGUACUUUUGCCAACUCCAAGUGUACAUUCUCGAUACAUGUCUCCGUUAUAAAUUCGAUAUAAGUACAAUAGAAUUUUUAUACAGGUUUUUUCAAUAAAUGUAAACGAUUAUCUAACGGUUUCAAUCAUAAA
Orussus abietinus is the source of this 1745-nucleotide messenger RNA. It is a transcript of the gene Arc42, whose product is annotated as short-chain specific acyl-CoA dehydrogenase, mitochondrial. NCBI's taxonomy places the organism in Eukaryota, Metazoa, Arthropoda, Insecta, Hymenoptera, Orussidae. The coding region runs from base 275 to 1498 and encodes 407 amino acids. Gene Ontology annotation, biological process: butyrate catabolic process; fatty acid beta-oxidation using acyl-CoA dehydrogenase. The record is from RefSeq and is a predicted model, not a curated record. The transcript has 5 exons. Gene Ontology annotation, cellular component: mitochondrion. Gene Ontology annotation, molecular function: flavin adenine dinucleotide binding.